Gadus chalcogrammus (walleye pollock) is the source of this 2496-nucleotide messenger RNA. It is a transcript of the gene akt3b, whose product is annotated as v-akt murine thymoma viral oncogene homolog 3b. The transcript is spliced from 13 exons. Lineage: Eukaryota; Metazoa; Chordata; Actinopteri; Gadiformes; Gadidae. Gene Ontology annotation, molecular function: ATP binding; protein serine/threonine kinase activity. The record is from RefSeq and is a predicted model, not a curated record. Bases 302 to 1741 code for a protein of 479 amino acids. Gene Ontology annotation, biological process: protein phosphorylation.
AGAGAGAGAGAGAGAGAGAGAGAGAGAGAGAGAGAGAGAGAGCGCGCUAAGGAAGGGUGUGAGAAAGAGGCAGGUGGCACAUAACUAAGGAGGAGGGUUUUAAACCUAGGGGACAACAGAAGACCAGACAGCUGAGGCAGCCAACCCAGCCUUUACCUCCAACCACUGCCCCCCAUCAUAUCUCCCCUGACCCUCGCAAACUCCCUGGUCACACGGCAGGACGCGUGACCAGGUGGGGGAUCCGUGACCAGGUGGGGGAUCCGUGACCAGGUGGGGGAUCCGUGACCAGGGGGCCGUCACCAUGAGCGACCAGAACGUGGUGAAGGAGGGCUGGGUGCAGAAGAGAGGAGAGUACAUAAAAAACUGGCGGCCGCGCUACUUCCUGUUGAAAUCGGACGGCUCGUUCAUCGGCUACAAGGACAAGCCCCAGGACGCAGACCUGGCCUACCCCCUCAACAACUUCUCUGUAGCAAAAUGUCAGCUGAUGAAGACGGAGAGGCCGAAGCCCAAUACCUUCAUCAUCCGCUGCCUCCAGUGGACCACCGUCAUCGAGAGGACUUUCCACGUGGACUCUCCCGACGAGAGGGACGAGUGGGCGGAGGCCAUCCAGAUGGUGGCAGAGUCGCUGGCCAAGCAGGAGGAGGAGGGCAUUCUGUGCAGCCCCACCUCCCAGAUUGAGAACGUCAAUGAGGAGGAGAUGGACACCUCCAUCAGCCAGCACAAACGGAAGACAAUGAACGACUUUGACUACCUGAAGCUGCUGGGGAAGGGGACGUUUGGGAAGGUCAUCCUGGUCAAGGAGAAGGCCAGUGGCACCUACUACGCCAUGAAGAUCCUCAAGAAGGAGGUCAUCAUCGCCAAGGAUGAAGUGGCUCACACACUUACAGAGAGUCGUGUUCUUAAAAACACCAGGCAUCCUUUCCUGACUUCCCUGAAGUAUUCCUUCCAGACCAAGGACCGGCUCUGCUUCGUCAUGGAGUACGUCAACGGCGGGGAGUUAUUCUUCCACCUGUCAAGAGAACGUGUGUUUUCGGAGGACCGGACCCGUUUCUAUGGCGCCGAGAUCGUGUCUGCCCUCGACUACCUACACUCCGCCAAGAUCGUGUACCGCGAUCUGAAGCUGGAGAACCUGAUGCUGGAUAAGGACGGUCAUAUCAAGAUCACCGACUUCGGUCUCUGCAAGGAGGGCAUCACGGACACAGCCACCAUGAAGACCUUCUGUGGAACACCAGAAUACCUGGCCCCAGAGGUUCUGGAGGACAACGACUAUGGCCGGGCGGUGGACUGGUGGGGUCUGGGCGUGGUGACGUACGAGAUGAUGUGCGGCCGGCUGCCCUUCUACAACCAGGACCACGAGAAGCUGUUUGAGCUCAUCCUCAUGGAGGACAUCAAGUUCCCCCGAACGCUGUCGUCUGACGCCAAGUCCCUGCUGUCCGGCCUGCUCAUCAAGGACCCCAACAAACGGCUGGGUGGGGGUCCAGACGAUGCUAAGGAGAUCAUGCGCCACAGUUACUUCACCCUCGUCGACUGGCAGGACGUCUACGACAAGAAGCUGGUGCCGCCCUUCAUGCCGCAGGUAUCGUCAGAGACGGACACGCGCUACUUUGAUGAAGAGUUCACCGCCCAGACCAUUACCAUCACUCCCCCGGAGAAAUUUGACGAGGAUGGGAUGGAUGCGGCGGACAGCGAAAGGAGACCUCACUUUCCCCAGUUCUCCUACUCUGCCAGCGGACGGGAGUGACCCCUCCUCCCCCUGCUCCAGCACUCCCCCGUCCCCUUCCCUGAGCUCCUACACCCCCCCCAUCUGUGGCCAUUUUGAGGAAAACACGUAGCCAUUUUAGGAAGAAGAAAAAACGAAAAGUGUCCCCUCUUUUUCUCCUCCUGCUCCUCUUCCAUGGGGAGAGUCUGUCCUCCUCGGGGGAUAGUCUUUCUUGGGACUUUAAAAGACGUUUUGCACAGUGGGAUGGACGCGCUGUCGGCCCACACUAAACAACACCACCACCCCCACCACCACCAACAACUAAAACAGAUUCACAACCACACCGGGAACCGUGCCCCACAUGUCCAGCAACAUUUACCCCAAGAGACCACCUUCAGUUCUGUUUCCGCAGCACUGCUCGCGUGCAUCCAUCCAUCGCCUCAUCUCCCUAUAUGUCCUCUUUCCUCGUUACCUCUGUCCUCAUCUUUCUCCAUCCCUCUCUCCUUUUCUCCCUCUCCUCUCCAUCCGUCUCUCCUCUAUCCUUCCUUUCCUCCCUCACUCUUUCCCUUCCUCCCUCUCUCCUCCAUCCUCUGUCUCCUCUCCCUCUUGUCUUGCUCUUCACUCCCUCUCUCUUCCCUGUCUCCCCCCUCUCCCUCCAAAUAUUUAUGUGUUUACUGUGUUGCACUUGGUUGGAGAGGGACGUCUGAGAGAGGAAAACCAAAUAUGUUGCCUUACGUGUGCAGACGGACGGGACGGGCUCGUAUUCAGUUCCAUUUUAAUUCUGAUGGUUUGUGUUG